This is a messenger RNA of Musa acuminata subsp. malaccensis (wild Malaysian banana), 653 nucleotides long. RefSeq lists its product as uncharacterized. NCBI's taxonomy places the organism in Eukaryota, Viridiplantae, Streptophyta, Magnoliopsida, Zingiberales, Musaceae. Gene Ontology annotation, molecular function: structural constituent of ribosome. The record is from RefSeq and is a predicted model, not a curated record. Gene Ontology annotation, biological process: translation. Gene Ontology annotation, cellular component: large ribosomal subunit; mitochondrion.
CUCUCUCUCUCUUUCUUUAGCCCUAAAUGCCGCAAAUCUCCUGCCGUUCUCUAUUCACAGAGCCAGAUGAGCGGGAGCGCGUUCAAUGCGUUCAAGGCGCGGGUGCCGAUCGAGUGGAGCCCGAGGCUAUACAUCACGCUGGUGCGCGGCCUCCCUGGCACCCGCCACCUCCACCGCCGCACCCUUGACGCGAUGCGCCUCCGCCGCUGCCACCGUACCGUUGCUCACCGCAACACCCCCUCCCUCCUCGGCAUGCUCAACCAGGUGAAGCGGUUGGUGGUUGUGGAGACGGAGGCGAUGUUCAACUCCAGGAAGCAACAACAAGAGGAGCACCGAGCCCUGCGGCCACCCAUCGUUGUCAGCCAUUCCCCUCCUCCCACUACCUCUUCCGCAGCCGAUUCUGCUAAGUAGCUACUGCUUUUUCGUUGCUCAGAUCGCUUCGGUUGGGUGAAAGUCUUCAUCCGGAGGCAUAGAACUUCUCAUGGCUGUAAGAUGAUUGCUUUUGUUUUGCGAUGCACUAAUCAAAGAUUAUCUUGAUACUUGCAGACGCAAUUGCAUGUGCACUAGACUUUUAAUAAAUGCUUGUCAUGUUAAAAUUUCCUUAAUGUGCAUCGUUGAUGCUAAUUUUUCACAAAAUCAUCGUACUUGGUCGA